Messenger RNA from Acanthamoeba castellanii str. Neff, 3132 nucleotides. Its product is annotated as 5'nucleotidase, putative. Gene Ontology annotation, molecular function: hydrolase activity. Bases 1 to 3132 code for a protein of 1043 amino acids. Gene Ontology annotation, biological process: nucleotide catabolic process; regulation of GTPase activity. The record is from RefSeq and is a predicted model, not a curated record. Lineage: Eukaryota; Discosea; Longamoebia; Acanthamoebidae. The transcript is spliced from 20 exons.
AUGGACCCCCGGCGAGGCCUCUACACCUUUUUGUUCGUCUUUUUUCUCACUGCCUCGGGGGUGACCGGGUGGAACCUGACGGUGGUGCACUCGGGCGACACGUUCGGGGCCGUGGUGGCCGUCAACGUGGCCAACAACCCGUGUGCGCCCACCGACACGUCCUACACGUCGGACCUGCCCUUCUGCCUGGGCGGGGUGGCCCGUCGCGCCGCCCUCAUCGCCCAGCUUCGAAAUGACAGCGCACACGCGCUGGUCGUGGACACUGGCAACAGCCUCCCGGGAGCCAACUACUUCCUCUUCAGCCCGGAGCUGGUGACCAACUACACCAAGGGCGUGGGCUACGACGUCGUCAAACUUGACCUCUACGACAUGCAGGGCGGUCUCAGCGUGUUGAGCUCGUUCCUGGCUGCCAUGGAGGCCGACGGCGCGACAGCGGUGUGUUCCAACCUGGUGGGGAUGCAGAACGAGUCCGCGCUGGCAAACCUGACCGUCCAGCAGUACGCCACCAUCGGCUACACCGACGGCCAGAAGGUGGGGUUCGCCGGCACCAUGCCCGCCAACAUCGCCGGCCUCGUCUCCCAGCCCGGUCGCCUGGACUCGACCGAGGAGAUCAUGGCGCUGCAGGUGGCCGUGGGCAGCCUGCUCAACGAAGGAGUGAACAAGAUCGUGGUGGCGGUGAGCAACCUGCGGCUGGUGGAGCCGCUCGUCCAGCGCGUGCUGGGCAUUGACGUCGUGCUCGUGCAGGGCCAGUUCUACGCCAACCAAAACGAUUCGGAGACUCCGAUCGGCCCGUACCCGGUGGUGGAGCGGCUCCUGUGGAAGCAGAAGGUGUGCAUCGCCGGCGUGGGGGUGUGGGGCAAGCACGUGGGCAAGCUCGACGUCGUGUUCGACGAAUACGGAGUGGUCGAGAGCUGCUCUGGCGACGCCGUCCCGUUGGACGAUGACAUCACGCCCGUGGCCAGCAUUCAGGCGGAGGUGAUUCAAGACUACAACCGUUCGAUGGCCGGUCUUAGCCGAGUAAUCGGCUCGGCCGAGGUGCCGCUGGACUACAACCAUCGAUGCAUGUUUGGCGAGUGCGGUCUGGGCAGCUGGACCGCAGAGGCGCUUAAGAAAGCCGGCCGGACCGAGAUCGGAAUCGUCAACGGCGGCUCCUUCGGAGGGUCGGUCGAGGCGGGCAACGUCACGCUGGCGCAGUUCGUGCGAUCGUUCCCGUUCCCGGCCGACUUGAUCGUGACAAUGGACCUCAAGGGCAAGCACCUGCUCGAGGUGCUCGAGCACUCGGUGUCCCUCUCCAACGAGACCUCCUUUGAAAUUUCGCAGGGCAUCGGACGCUUCCUCCAGGUGUCGGGGCUUCGGUUCACAUUCAAUGCGAAGGAGUCCGUCGGGAUGCGCAUCGUCAACGUGUGGGUGCAAGACUCUGCGAUCGCCGCCGCCGCGACGACCACCCAGCGGGCCACCACCUGGACGCUGGUCGAUCCCGAGCGCGACUACUCGCUCACCACCAUCUCUUACAUCUCGAGCGGACAGGACGGCUACGCGGUCAUCCCCGCCAACGCCCAGAACGUGCAGACCACCGUCCGCACCGCCGAGAACGUGUAUCGAGAGGGCUUGGCUGCGGGUCCGAUCACGGGCUUUGCCACGGGUCUCAUCGUGACCAGCACCGCCUCACGCCGGACCUGCAUCGCGCCCGGCUCCACCACCGAGCUGCUGUGCAACGGCAACGGCGACUGCAUCGCCGGCUCCUGCGAGUGCACCGCCCCUGGCGCCACUGGCGAAUUCUGCGACUUCUCGUCAUCGUCGUCGGGCUCGGACGACACUCUGGCGAUUGCGUUGGGCGUCAUUCUGCCGCUGGCGUUCAUGGCGGUGGUGCUGGCGGUGCUGGUCGCCGUGCUCGUGCUCGGGUACAUGCGGUACCGGCGGCCGAAGCUCAUCCUCAAGGAGCCCAACUACCAGCUGCUCGUGUGGCGCCGGGACUCGCUGGAGGCCGGGGCCGAGGUCAAGAUGCUGCCCAUGCGCCGCCUCAGCGUCAAGGUGCAGACCGUGCUCGAGGAGUUCCUGAUGGACAAGCACGUGGUUCAGGCCAUUGGCAACGUCGCCCACGCCAAGCCUUCGUCGAGCGACGAAGUGGCCGCAGCCAUGAUGCUGGUGUACCAGUCGUCUGACAAGGGCACGGACCUGAUCCGGCUGCUGCUCAAGAACGAGCUCAUGGCGCUCGACGACGAGAAGGUGCUGUUCCGCGAGGACACGCCCGGCGUGCAGGCCUUCUCCGUCUUCAGCCGCAUGGUCGGCCUGCCCUACCUCUGGAACACCUUCGCGCUCCCCAUCGCCGAGCUCGAGCUCGCCAACAACGCCCACCUCGGGAGCAACCCGUCGAAGAGCAAUGUCACCGACAGCGACCCGGCGCCGCUCGGGACCAUCUUCUCGCUCACUACCUCGGUCGAGAUCAACCCGAAGCACCUGGAGGAGGGCCAGGACAACUCGGUCGGGCGACUGCAGCUGGAGCUCAUCCUGCAGAAGCUGGCCACCCGCAUCUUCACCUCCCUGCCCUACUUCCCGCUGUACCUGCGGCAGCUGUGCCACAUGCUCUACGAGGACAUGCGCUACGACCACCCGGACUACAUCCACCGCGUGCUGGGCAACCUCAUCUUCCUCCGCUUCAUCUGCCCGGCGCUGCUGGUGCCACAGAGCUACGGCCUAGUCAAGGGCGAGGUGCACCCAAAGACGCACCGGACGCUGAUCCUGAUCGCCAAGGUGCUGCAGAACCUGGCCAACAAGAACGACUUCAGCGGCAAGGAGGAGUUCAUGGAGGUCAUGAACGGCUUCAUCGAGCGUAACGUCGGCAAGUUGGAGGAGUUCUUCAACGGCCUGUGCGCGGAGACGGACGAGCCGCGGUUCGGAGACCCGCCGACGUCGAUCGUGCCGCGGCAGUUCCGCAAGAAGGCCCUCACAGUCCUGUACCAGUUCGUGCGAUCGCACGGCAAGGAGAUCCACGACGAGCUGAGCGAAUUCCCGCCCUACGCCGUCCAGGAAUCGCUUGAGCGGCUCAAGUACAUCACGCGAGACAUUAACAUCAGGGACUUUGCCAGCAGUGACGAAAGCGAAAGUGAAUCCGAGGCAGAAGGCAGCCGAUGA